This is a messenger RNA of Sinocyclocheilus rhinocerous, 2610 nucleotides long. RefSeq names its product SID1 transmembrane family member 2-like. Bases 1 to 2163 code for a protein of 720 amino acids. The record is from RefSeq and is a predicted model, not a curated record. The transcript has 26 exons. Gene Ontology annotation, biological process: RNA transport. Gene Ontology annotation, cellular component: plasma membrane; lysosome. Gene Ontology annotation, molecular function: double-stranded RNA binding; RNA transmembrane transporter activity. NCBI's taxonomy places the organism in Eukaryota, Metazoa, Chordata, Actinopteri, Cypriniformes, Cyprinidae.
AUGUACAGACGAGGCUUGAGUGUGUCUGUCCGCAGGUAUCAGAGGAAGUACCAGUACACACAGCUGGGCCGUACGCUGUGUCAGCCGCCCACCAAAGCCGUGGCAGAGACGCAGUUCUUCUUCGUGGACGUGUCGACGCUGUCCAGCGCUGGGGUCCACUAUCAGCUGCGCGUCAGUCGCGUGGACAGCUUCACGCUGCAGACAGACAAGAAAUUCAGCUUCAAUGCGACGCCGUCCCAACCACAGUUCUUUAGGUACGUGUUUCCGGAAGGUGUGGACACAGUGAUUGUGAAGGUGAACUCACAGAAGAACUUCCCCUGCUCAGUCAUGUCAAUACAGGACAUCCAGUGUCCGGUUUAUGAUCUGGAUAAUAAUGUGGCGUUUAUUGGAAUGUAUCAGACUAUGACCACCACAGCCGCCAUCACAGUGCAGAGGAAGGAUUUCCCCAGUAACAGUUUCUAUGUGGUGGUGGUGGUGAAGACUGAAGACGAGGCGUGUGGAGGACCGCUGCGAUUCUACCCGCUCUUACCUGAUGAGCUGCUAGAUGCUGGGAAUCGCAGUAAAACUCUGGAUGUGAUUGUUUCUCCUGCCAUUAACUUGGAGGUGUAUGUGAUGGGGAUGCUCUUCUGCCUGGGGAUCUUCCUGUCCUUCUAUCUGCUCACGUUUCUCAUGGCGUGUGUGGAGAAUAAGAGGAUGAACAGGAAGAGGGAGGGGCUUCUGAACGCCGACACCUCACCUGCUGAGACAGCGUCUCUCUUGGGAAAAGUGUCUCCGUAUGAAUACGGUUCAUUUGCUGAUAACGGCAGCACAUUGAGCUCUGAAGCUGUUACUGACAGUUUAGCAUCGGCCGAUGGGAACUACGGAUACAUGGAGCGUUCCUUAGAGAGUGUCGGCCGCAGUCGCCACGAGUCUCUGAGUUCAGUAGAAGAAGACGAUUACGACACGCUGGCCGACAUCGAUUCGGACAAAAACAUCGUCCGUACGAAGAAGUUCCUGUGCGUCUCUGAUCUCGCUCGUAAAGACAAACGCAUCCUCAGCAAGAAAUACCAGAUCUACUUCUGGAACAUCGCUACGAUCGCAGUGUUUUACGCUCUUCCUGUCAUUCAGCUGGUUAUCACCUAUCAGACGGUUGUAAACGUCACAGGAAACCAAGACAUCUGCUAUUAUAACUUCCUGUGUGCACACCCUCUUGGAGCACUAAGCUCCUUCAAUAACAUCCUGAGCAACCUGGGUUAUGUGCUGCUGGGGCUGCUGUUCCUGCUCAUCGUCCUACAGAGGGACAUCCUUCACAACCGCGCGCUCGAGCGCAACGAGAACACAGCGCUGGAGUGUGGCAUUCCCAAGCACUUCGGCCUGUAUUACGCCAUGGGCACUGCUCUGAUGAUGGAGGGGCUACUCAGCGCCUGCUACCACGUCUGUCCGAACUACACCAACUUCCAGUUCGACACGUCGUUGAUGUAUAUGAUUGCUGGAUUGUGUAUUGAUGCAGACGAGUCUAAACGUGUGUGUGUGUGUGUGUGUGUGUGUCAGGUGUUUGGUAAGGGUAACACAGCGUUCUGGAUCAUUUUCUCUGUCAUACACAUACUGGCCACACUGCUGCUGAGCACACAGCUCUACUACAUUUUAUUAUACUGUGACUCGGGGAUCUUGCGCAGGAUGUUGAAUGUGAUCUACACAGACUGUAUUCGGCAGUGCAGUGGACCCAUGUACAUCGAUCGGAUGGUUCUGCUGGUGAUGGGAAACAUUGUGAACUGUUGCGCUGCUUUUCCAUUGGCGGCGUAUGGCCUCAUCAAACGACCCAAUGACUUCGCUUCGUACCUGCUGGCCAUUGCUAUCUGUAACCUGCUGCUCUACUUCGCCUUUUACAUCAUAAUGAAGGUGCCGCUCUCAUGGCCCACUCAUAAUCGUGCUUAUGAUUUUUGUCGUAAUCGAGCAACCCUAGUGUUACCUGUGUGCAGUGAUGUUGAUCGAUCUGUGUGUCUCCAGAAAACUCCAGCGGAGUCUCGCGAGCACAACCGUGAGUGUAUCCUGCUCUCCUUCUUUGACGAUCACGACAUCUGGCACUUCCUGUCCUCCAUCGCCAUGUUCGGUUCCUUCCUGGUUCUGCUCACGAUGGACGACGACCUCGACACGGUUCAACGAGACAAAAUCUACGUCUUCUGAUGGACCGAUACUAGCCAAUCACAGAGCAGCACCGGGGGUGUCGGCCAAUGAGAGGCCUCGCUACCUGAAUAUGUUUACCUGCCAGUCAGAGACGGUGUGGGAGGAGCCUCGUAUGAGAGCUAAUGCUGAUAGGACAGUGAAUGUGCCAGUCAAACUGCCAGAGCUCCUCCCCUCAUCAUGUUAAUCGCUUCAGACCUGACCUGCAGAUCUCAAUGCAUUUUUGUACCGGUGGAGUUUCUCUUGUUCUCUGCGUUUGUGUCCGUCUGUGGCCUUCUGUGUCUGUGGUUUUGGACCGUGUGGUUCUGACUGUAAUCCGAGCCGAGCUGCUUCACUCAUCUAAAGAUGAUUCUGAUCUGAGAAAAUCAACUUUGCACUGUCUUAAAAUUACAGAUUGUGUUUUUACAAAUGGAAUGAUUACUGAAUAAAGACUUUUUACGGUUGUUUUCA